Molecule: messenger RNA, 390 nt
Organism: Colletotrichum graminicola M1.001
Lineage: Eukaryota; Fungi; Ascomycota; Sordariomycetes; Glomerellales; Glomerellaceae
Exons: 1
Coding region: 1-390 (129 amino acids)
Source: RefSeq, a predicted model, not a curated record
AUGGCACGGGCAUUAGAUGUCGAACCGACUGUUUCUGGAAACGGGACAUCUUACCUCAUCACCAAGCUUCUGACCCCCGAUGUUGCUUUCAACGAAACGGCAUACCAGGAGUUUGGGCCUCCUUUCGUUGGCACUCACGUCCUCUUGACCAUCUUCUUUAAUUAUGCCGCCUACACGUCUGCCAUGUGGGCGAGAUGGAACCACAUCCUGGCCGCCGCUUUUGACGGAGGCUUCAACUUCAACAUGAUGUUGACGUUCUUGGUCUUCGGCGCUGGGAAGAUUGUGACUAUGCCAUAUUGUGAGUACUCCUUUCUACUGUCCAUUACCUGUCUGGUUUUUAUUUACAUUUUGCUUACGUUUUGGCCCAGGGCGGGGCAACGAGGCAACUAG